Messenger RNA from Asparagus officinalis (garden asparagus), 921 nucleotides. RefSeq lists its product as uncharacterized. The coding region runs from base 1 to 921 and encodes 306 amino acids. Lineage: Eukaryota; Viridiplantae; Streptophyta; Magnoliopsida; Asparagales; Asparagaceae. The transcript is spliced from 3 exons. The record is from RefSeq and is a predicted model, not a curated record. Gene Ontology annotation, molecular function: nucleic acid binding.
AUGUCGCCUCUGAAGAAUAUCAAAAAACUCAGAGGCUUGCAAGGCAGAUUGGCUUACAUACAGAGAUUCAUAUCUAAUCUCUCGGGAUGCUGCCAAUCCUUCUCCAAACUCAUGAAGAAGGGAGUAUCUUUCGUGUGGGAUGGAGAUUGUCAGAAAGCAUUUGAAGAGAUCAAGAAAUACUUCACUCAACCACCCAUCCUUGUGGCUCCGAUAUCAGGAAAACCGUUCCUGCUAUACGUGAGGGCUAUAGAUCAUUCUCUUGGGGCAUUAUUGGCCCAAAAUAAUGACCAAGGACAAAAACAAGUCAUCUACUACUUAAGUAGGACCAUGAUAGGAGCUGAACAUCAUAAAUCCUUUGAGAGUCCUGAUGACGAACCCAUUAUCUCUGAAUUAUCGGUUGGCAAAAUGGAAAUCCUCCUAUCCCAAUAUGACAUGCAAUUCAUGCCCCAAAAAGCUGUUAAAGGUCAAGCAUUAGCGAACUUCUUAGCCGAUCAUCCAGUGCUAGGAACGUCUAAGCUUUAUGAAGAAUUGCCCGACGAAGUUGCCGAAGCUUGCGUAACUCAAGAGAUUAUGCAAGUAUGGAAGUUAUUCUUUGAUGGUGCAUCCAGAGCAAAUCCUCAUGGAGCAAUUACUACAGGAGUGAGGGUCGUACUUGUUUCACCGAACGGUCAUGUGAUCCCAAGAGGAUUUUCCUUGAUUGAGCCCUGCACCAACAAUGUAGCUGAGUAUAACACGCUGCUGUUAGGAAUGCAGUUUGUCGAGGAACUUAAUAUUCGGCAUCUCGAGGCUUACGUGCUAAAGCAAGCCAAGAAGUUCAAAGGAUUCUUCAUUGGAUAUAUUUUACGAGCUCAGAAUGCUUAUGCAGACGCCUUAGCCUCGCUGGCAACCUCACUAGCGUUGCCCCCAGGGUCGAAACCAUGA